Molecule: messenger RNA, 858 nt
Organism: Funneliformis mosseae
Lineage: Eukaryota; Fungi; Glomeromycota; Glomeromycetes; Glomerales; Glomeraceae
Source: the annotation of a GenBank genome assembly
AUGGUUGGGAAAACAUUAACCACAGUCGCAAUUUCUGAGUUUCCUCAUCGAUCUAUGCUGUUAGUGUUUGAGGAAGCUAAAUUGAGUAGAGUUCUUGAGGUGGAAAAUGUUUGGAAUGCUAUCAUUUUAGUCGAUGAAUCUGAUAUAUUUCUUGAACAUCGAAGUAAACAUGACAUCGAACGAAAUGCUCUAGUAAGUACAUUCUUAAGAUUACUCGAAUAUCAUCAAGGAAUUUUAUUCUUGAUAACAAAUCGAGUUCAAUUUCUUCAAUACCACUUUCAAAUAUCGAAUUCCGACUUUAACCAACUUGAAAAGGUUCCUGAUGAGCUUUCCGUUAUCAUCACUUAUUGUGAAAGACUUAGAGAUGUAUUAUUAGAAGGCAAUUUGGAUAUUGUUGAUGAUAGUAAACAAGAAUUUUUUGAUAUAUUAGUUAGCGCAGAUAGAAUUAAUUCUCCAGUUCGAAAACAGAGACUACCCGAAUUACAAAUUUUCGACUUUAGAAUAAUAAAUUUUGUUGCUAAUAUUCAAGAGCCAGAUUACGAAAAUAAAAGCAAUUCUAAUGAGCCUCAUUACAUAAUAACUUUGAAUUAUUCGUGCCUCACAAAAUUAGAUAAUGUUGAAUCAGAUAAAAUCAAAGUUGAUGAUAAUAAUUCAGCAUUAGUCAUUGAACUUGUCAAACAGAUAAUUCGAAAUUUUGGACUAAAAUGCGAAUUUAAUGAUAAAUCAAUUCCAAAUUAUCCAGAAAAUUUUAAACUGGGAACAAAUAAUGUUUUCCAAGAUGCUAAUUUACUUUCUCAAGCAUUAAUUAAUUAUUCAUUAAAUGAUCUCAUUUCCUGCAUUCAAGGAUAUGAAAAUUAA